AUGGUACGUUCUUAUCCCGGAAACUUGCUUCGAUGAUUGCUUCUGAGUGCUCCACUUGACCUGCUAGGCAACUUUGUUUUUGUCUUUGUAUGAGAUUGUAUUGUAUUCGAAAUAUACGAUUGAAUCUUCACAGGCGGUUAAGUACAUUGUUUAAGACUUUAGAUUAUUGUAGGAUAUUAUACGAAAGACGCUGAGUCGAUUGGUUGGGGGAAAUUUUUCUAAGUAAAACUUCUAACUUCGGCUCUCGUGGAUUGUUUUCUAGUAAGCUAACUAGGCUAAUUGAGUUAAAGUUCCACUCUGUCGGAUUCUCCUGGGUGGCUCGUUGUGGACUUUGGAUGGAUUCUCCGAUAUUUCUCGAAUUCGCCGUGAUGGAGUGAGAAUGGGACGAGGCAGCGUGGAAAGUGGCUUCAGCCCUGGAGGCUGAUGCGCCCGCCGUCUCCGUGGGCCUGCUGCCAGAAUGCACAUAGCGUCGUUGGGCGUCAGUAAGGCGGGCUUCCUGCUUUCCCUGCUCCUCGGCGGCCUCCUCUUGUUGCUCAUCCCGGCCUUCCAACCGACGGCCCGCCAGGUCCACCUGCCGCAGCCCAGACCUCAAAUCAAGACCUCAUCUUCCACUUCACAGCACAAUACAGGUUCUCCUGGAGACACGGAAAGGCCCAGCGGGUUGAAUAUAAGCUCACAAGGAUCGAACGGUACCAUAGAGAGUGAACCUUCAAACAAUGACGAUUACAAAGAAAGUGAAAAAGAGCUUUCCAUCCAUGAAGGACAAGGCCACAUUUUGCCUGGACCACGAGACCUGUUGGAAUUAAAGGACAUUUUUAUUGCAGUUAAAACCACCAGGAAAUACCACAAGUCCAGACUGGAGCUGCUGAUCCAGACCUGGAUAUCACGGGCUAAAGAACAGACCUACUUAUUCUCAGAUGGUGAGGACAAAGAGCUUAAGAUGAGAACAGGUGCAAAUGUUAUAAACACCAACUGCUCAGCAGCUCACACUCGACAGGCUCUCUGCUGCAAGAUGUCCGUCGAGUAUGACAAAUUCAUCGAGUCGCAGAAGAAGUGGUUCUGUCACGUGGAUGAUGAUAACUAUGUGAUCCUACCAAGCCUGUUGCAACUGCUGUCUUCCUACCACCACAGUCAGGAUGUCUACCUGGGUCGACCCAGUCUCGAUCAUCCCAUAGAAGCUGCAGAGCGGGUCAAGAGCAACGGAAUGGUGUCAGUCAAAUUCUGGUUUGCAACAGGCGGCGCAGGUUUCUGUAUCAGCCGAGGUCUGGCCCUGAAAAUGAGUCCAUGGGCCAGUUUGGGAAAUUUCAUCAGCACGGCAGAGAAGAUCCGCCUCCCGGAUGAUUGCACCGUGGGCUACAUUAUCGAGGCUCUGCUGGAGGUCGCGUUGAUCCACACGCAGCUCUUCCACUCCCACCUGGAGAAUCUUCAGAAGCUUCCUACUGACACCGUGUUGGAGCAGGUGACGCUUAGCUACGGAGGCUAUGAGAAUCGCCGAAAUGUGGUCAGCAUCCUCGGAGGCUUUUCGCUGGUUGAAGAUCCGACAAGAUUUAAGACAGUCCACUGCCUACUAUAUCCAGAUACUGACUGGUGUCCAAAAGCUAAACCUCACAACGGAGACUGACUUCCAGCGUGUCAUUUCAAGUUCUGCUCUCCUGUAAUCAAGCUACCUUUAGUUGGGAAAUCCUCCCAACUGACGCUUUAAUUCAAGCCUACCUCAUGAGUGUUUGAAAUGAUUGCAAAACACAUGUUUGAUCCAAAGCCAUGCAAAUUAUAGACAUUGAGGCGCUCGAGUGAGCUUUUAGUGAAAACAAUGAAGAAACUCAAACUAUGAUUAGUGCAUCGCAUUGAAGAAAGAACUUUUUGUUUUAAUCUGUGAAGAGGACUUAAAAACAUGUUUGGGAUUGUAGUCAUAGAAUUCAGAAAAUAAAUGAAAUGUAAACAAUCAAUCAUCUUACAAUUGAAUAGUCCCAAAACUAAGUGCUUUCAUUUGGAAAAUCAUUUGCUCUUUUCAUAUGGGGAGGAUUAUUGAAAAAGGAGUAGUGUAUGGUGUCUGCAAGAGGGAGGGGGGACGGACGUUCAGGUGGUUCACAGAAAUGAACUGAUAUUUUGACUUCUUGGUUUAUUUACUGUAGUUUGCAAAAGCAUCUUUGCCUCAAUGCUACGGUCGUGGGUGUUAAAAGUGAAAUAGAUUUUUCUACAGACUUAUUUGUACCAAGCAGGACAGUUCAGUUCCUCUUGGUACACCUUUUUAUUUCUGUUAUUUAAACUUGAUAUAAAUGGCCAUAUCCACAGUAUUGUCAUAUUUUUAUUUUUAAAACAAAUGGGAAUGAUGGGUGAUGACUCAAGGAUGAGAUGAUGAGGUACAUUGCAUGUGAAUUAAGGAGUAUUUCGUUUUUGGACUAAUGGCAGCAAAAAUUGUAUUAAUAUUGUUACGUAUCUUCGUAAUAUGAUCCCAUUGUACCUUAGGUAUUUGUGUAUUUUUAUUGCACUAUUUUGCCUGCAUGUUUUGUGAGAUGCCUUAUUUCUAAAGUGGUUUUACAUGUGAUCAUUAAAUGUCAACUACGUACAGUAAUGGAAAAAGAGUCCAAAUAUGUACCAAUGUAGGUACGUAAUGCCGUUAAACUGUGUAUCUUAACAUUGGCUAUUCCUUUUUUUAAAUUUUUUUUUAAAUAACAUUCGGCUGUGUGACUUCAGACAUUUGAUUGAACAAUGUUAAUAGCAUUUUCAUGAAGUUGGAUGCUCUUAAUUUUGACAGUGACUUUAUUACCAACCGUUACUGACAGUUUAUCUUUAUUACCAAAUAAAUGCAAAAUUUACAUUGUG
Messenger RNA from Syngnathus typhle (broad-nosed pipefish), 2823 nucleotides. It is a transcript of the gene rfng, whose product is annotated as RFNG O-fucosylpeptide 3-beta-N-acetylglucosaminyltransferase. Gene Ontology annotation, biological process: pattern specification process; regulation of Notch signaling pathway. Bases 458 to 1621 code for a protein of 387 amino acids. Gene Ontology annotation, molecular function: O-fucosylpeptide 3-beta-N-acetylglucosaminyltransferase activity. The record is from RefSeq and is a predicted model, not a curated record. NCBI's taxonomy places the organism in Eukaryota, Metazoa, Chordata, Actinopteri, Syngnathiformes, Syngnathidae. The transcript is spliced from 9 exons. Gene Ontology annotation, cellular component: Golgi membrane.